ACUGGGAGAGUGCGUACGGUCGAGUUGGCACACAUCGAAGCGUCCAACGCGGUUGUCCUGUGCACGAUCUGAUAUUUGAAGGGAACCGAAACGACGGGAGCGCGCGGACUCGCCGGGCUGUGAGGGGCCGGCAGCGCAGAUGGUGACCUCGAAGCGGGAGCUGGUGCUCUCGACGGCGGUGCUGUCGGGGCUGGCGGCGGCCAUGCUGGUGACGUCGUUCGCCACCACGUCGUGGGUGACGGGCAGCCUGCGCAGCAACCCCUCCGGGGGGCAGGGCGCUGGAGGCCUGCUGUCCCUCGUGUCGCACGGCCUGUUCGAGGGCGAGCUGGAGCGCGUGGUGUCCGUCAACAACCAGCUGGACCUGUCCAUCCGCAUCACGUGCCUGAUGGAGCACAACGCGUGCGCGUGGAGCUGCCAGCCCAGCGCCGAGCUGCGCCGCCAGGAGGCAGAGCAGCUGUGGAGCUCGGGCUGCGUGACCGAGGAGCAGGUGGUCCAGGGCUGCAGCCAGCUGCAAGGCAACAUCACGGGCAACGGGACGGGUGACGGAUGCCCCCUGAGGGACCGGCGCUUCACCAACGCCGGCCUGUGGGUGUGCACGGUGCUGCUGCUGGCGGCGUCGCUGGUGAUGGCCGCGGCUUGCGCGGCGCUCGGCGUCUACAACUCCGCCAGCAGCCCGGCGCGCACGUGGCUCGGCGUGCCCGGCCUGUACGCCUGCAACGGCGUCGCAGCGGCGCUGAACCUGGCGACCAUGGUGCUGUGGGGCGCGCAGUUCGCGUCCGUGCUCGUGGGCAACAUCACCUACACCGAGGUCAUCACCGGCGGCUUCAGCAACCACAGCGUGUCGCUCGGCUACUCCUACUGGCUGCUGCUGGCGGCUCUCUUCCUCCACUGCGUGAACGUGGUGCUGCUGUACCUGCGGCAGUACCUGCUGGACCACGAGUCUCCCCCCGCCUCGCCCGGCAAGCUGGACGAGAACAACGACGGCGUCAUCUACCUGUACUAGCGUGGGCCCCCGCCUCCACGCCGCUGGGUCUCUCGACACGCACUCGACACGCACUCGACACGCACUCGACACGCGCGCCAAACCUCGGAGGAACAGUGUGUCAUCAUCGCCGCAGUGGACCCACGUCACGCGUCAUCGGCUAACCCCUAGACCCAGACGGGAGCGCCAGUUCCACGACCUCCAGUUGUUGGGUUAUGGGGGGGGGGGGGAGGGGGUUUCUAUGUAACUAAGGAGCUCUGGUCAAAAUGUUAAAGUCCCUGACCUUGGCAUCGGCCAAUGAUCAUACGAUUGUGGCUUGAGUAGGCACGCGUAUAAAUUUGAGUCUGAGGCCUAGAGCGAAAAGGAAUCGUCGCUCUACCUCCAGGAUGGACUCUAUGCUCCUCUUCAUGCCCGGGAAAGAAAUUGCUACCUGUGCAUUGGCUGCUCGCUUGAGCGACGUUUGUCCCAUCUGGGCUGCCAAUGAUUGACAAGCCUAAGAUGUACAUAAAGUUCUGUCCCUGCCCGAACACGCCCGAAUAUUCACCUCCGGCCAACCUCGGGAUUUGUUUUAUUUUUGCGCAGGAAAAAUGAAUUCAAAUAUUAAAAGUGGUCGGCUAGGUUAGCUACAUUAAAACCCUUUAAAACACUAUGGACGGUUAGUAAGGUUAGUAAAGCUACAUUAAAAUAAACAGAGAAAUAUAAAUAUAUAAAAAUAAAUCCGAGGUUGGCCAAAGAUGAAUAUUCGGGCGUGUUCGGGCAGGGACAGAGCUUGAUGUACAUCUUAGGCUUCCCGCCAAUGAUUCGACAGGCUUCUUCUUCUUAUUUUUUUUGAAGAUGCCUCGUUGCCUCCAAGCCAACUGUGGGCCAGUUUGCAGAAGCAGCGCCAUGAUGCAAAAGUUCGGAUUGUCACUUCACUGUUGCGAUGUAGUGAUAAACCAAAGUGGCGGGCCGCGAACUUCAAGUCUUCCUCAUAAUCCAAGCACUAACUCUUAAUUAUAUUCAUUGAACCACGUUUCAACUGUAAAUAUAUGAGCGCAGAUCAUCGACACUUGUUUUUGUGGGAUGUCGUGGUUAAGCGAUGUCUUUUAAUUUUACAAGAAACCAUAUAUUAUGUACAAUUUUGUUUAUAAUCAUUAAUAUAAUGCCUUUAAGUACAAUGAUAUUAGAAAACUAUUAUAAAUGUUUUCAACGACAUGAUUAAAACACGUUUCAUGAUCACCAAA
Bacillus rossius redtenbacheri is the source of this 2205-nucleotide messenger RNA. RefSeq lists its product as uncharacterized. Bases 140 to 1003 code for a protein of 287 amino acids. The record is from RefSeq and is a predicted model, not a curated record. The transcript is spliced from 6 exons. Lineage: Eukaryota; Metazoa; Arthropoda; Insecta; Phasmatodea; Bacillidae.